CGGCGCCGCGCGUCACUGCCGCGCUGUUCCCACCCAGCCCCGUUUCUGCGCUUUGCGGCCGCGGCCCGGCCUUCUCCCCGCGCUCUCCAAGAUGGCGGUGUCCGGGACGCUGUACACGUACCCCGAGAACUGGCGCGCCUUCAAGGCGCUGAUCGCGGCGCAGUACUCGGGCGCGCGGCUGCGCGUGCUCUCAACACCGCCGCUCUUCCGCUUCGGCCACACCAACCGCAGCCCCGAGUUCCUGCAGAAGUUCCCACUGGGAAAGGUCCCGGCCUUCGAGGGCGACGACGGAUUCUGUGUCUUCGAGAGCAACGCCAUCGCCUACUACGUGAGCACGGACGAGCUGCGGGGCAGCACCCCCGAGGCCGCGGCGGCCGUGCUGCAGUGGGUGAACUUCGCCGACAGCGACGUCGUCCCCCCGGCCAGCACCUGGGUGUUCCCCACGCUGGGCAUCCUGCACUACAACAAACAGGCCACGGAGGUGGCGAAGGAGGAGGUGCGCCGGGUGCUGGGGGUGCUGGACGGGCACCUGCGGACCCGAACGUUCCUGGUGGGCGAGAGGGUGAGCCUGGCAGACAUCAGCCUGGUCUGCGCCCUGCUCUGGCUCUACAAACAGGUGCUGGACCCCGCGUUCCGCGGCCCCUUUGGCAACGUCACGCGCUGGUUCCUCACCUGCCUGAACCAGCCCCAGUUCAAGGCCGUGCUGGGCGAGGUGCAGCUGUGCCAGCGGAUGGCGCAGUUCGACGCCAAGAAGUUUGCGGAGGGGCAGGCGCGGCGGGAGAAGGAGAAGGAGCCCCCCAGGAAGGGGGAGAAGGAGAAGGAGCCCCCCAAGAAGGGGGAGAAGCCCCCCAAGAGGGAGGAGAAGCGGCCGGAGCCCGAGCAGGACCUGGACGAGUGCGAGCAGGUCCUGGCAGCCGAGCCCAAGGCCAAGGACCCCUUCGCCCACCUGCCCAGGAGUCCGUUUGUCCUGGACGAGUUCAAGCGCAAAUACUCCAACGAGGACACGCUGGGGGUGGCCCUGCCGCACUUCUGGGAGCACUUUGACCGCGAGGGCUGGUCCCUGUGGUACUGCCAGUACCGCUACCCCGAGGAGCUGAGCCAGACCUUCAUGAGCUGCAACCUCAUCACGGGGAUGUUCCAGCGCCUGGACAAGCUGCGCAAGAACGCCUUUGCCUCGGUGGUGCUGUUUGGGAAGGACCACGACAGCAGCAUCUCGGGGGUCUGGGUGCUGCGGGGGCAGGAGCUGGCCUUCACGCUGUGCCCGGACUGGCAGGUGGAUUACGAGUCCUACACCUGGCGCAAGCUGGACCCCGACAGCGCCGAGUGCCGGACGCUGGUGACGGAAUAUUUCAGCUGGGAGGGCGAAUUCCGGCACGUGGGCAAACCCUUCAACCAGGGCAAGAUCUUCAAGUGAAUUUGGGCUGAAAUCCCGGGAUUUUGGGAAUUAAAUCCCAGAGUUUGGGGCUGAAAUUCCAGGGUUUGGAGCCCUUCAACCAGGGCAAGAUCUUCAAGUGAAUUUGGGCUGAAAUCCCGGGAUUUUGGGGCUGAAAUUCCAGGGUUUCAGGGCCCUUGGAGAUCUGCAAGCGAAUUCAGGUUCAAACUCCAGAAUUUUGGGCUCAAAUCUCAGCAUUUCGGGGCCCUUCAACCACUUCAGGAUCUUCAAGUGAAAUUUGGGCUGAAAUCCCAGGAUUUUGGGCUCGAAUCCCAGGAUUUUGGGCUCGAAUCCCAGGAUUUUGGGCUCAAAUCCCAGGAUUUCAGGGCCCUUUGAGCACAGCAAGAUCUCCCGGUGACCCCCUGGAAUUUUGGGCUGAAACCCCGGGAUUUCGGGGCCCUCCAGCCCCGAUCCAAUAAAGAAUUUGGGACAGGA
Molecule: messenger RNA, 1867 nt
Organism: Taeniopygia guttata (zebra finch)
Lineage: Eukaryota; Metazoa; Chordata; Aves; Passeriformes; Estrildidae
Gene: EEF1G
Product: eukaryotic translation elongation factor 1 gamma
Biological process (GO): translational elongation
Cellular component (GO): nucleus; cytoplasm
Molecular function (GO): translation elongation factor activity
Source: RefSeq, a predicted model, not a curated record